This is a messenger RNA of Adelges cooleyi (spruce gall adelgid), 1676 nucleotides long. RefSeq names its product transcription factor ces-2-like. The transcript is spliced from 5 exons. NCBI's taxonomy places the organism in Eukaryota, Metazoa, Arthropoda, Insecta, Hemiptera, Adelgidae. Gene Ontology annotation, molecular function: DNA-binding transcription factor activity, RNA polymerase II-specific; RNA polymerase II cis-regulatory region sequence-specific DNA binding. The record is from RefSeq and is a predicted model, not a curated record. Gene Ontology annotation, biological process: DNA-templated transcription; regulation of transcription by RNA polymerase II. Bases 515 to 1327 code for a protein of 270 amino acids.
CAGCAGACUUCAGUGUUGAUUAUUAUCGUUCCGAAGCUCGUGCGCACCACACGCCAUCGUCUCGUUAACACUACCGACUGCUCAUUAACUACAUUGUCAGCGACCUGUUCGACACACAAGUGCACGUUGUCCAUAUCACCAGCUCGCAAACUCCUUGAUCCAAAGGGACGUCUAUACUCUCCAGUAGGACAUACGCGACCAUUUGAAUAUCGCCGAACUGCGUCGCAAUACGCGUACACAUUUUGGUGAUUAGUAGCAAAAGAGUGUUGUCUCCUGUAAAAGGGAGGUAAAACCGUCGUGAAUCAAAACCACCAUUACUUUUGCAAAAACAAAAGCGAAUCCCAAAACUAAGCCGCCAUCAUGUUCUACUGCAUUGAAUCCUGUGUUGUCUUCAUGUCAUGUCGAGAAAACCGGCACCCCAAACGGGAACAUUCUAUUAUGCCAGUCUCCCAGAUCGCAAUCAGUAGCUUCGGCAACCAGUUCAUGUUCAGUAGCGCACGAUGCACCCAUCAAAAUGGAGGGCUUAGUGGAUGAAUUCUUAAAUAUGUGUGCUAAUGUGGAAGAACGUGAUAGACAAGCACCUGGGAUAAUAAAUUUAAACAACAGCACCAACGACAUAAAUAUGUAUAGAGAUGAGCCGUUUUUGGAUCUUUUUCAAUUGGAUUCGCCAACCAUGUUGGCGCCGUUUAUAACAUCACAAAAUGUAUUUACCAUGGAAGGCAAUAACUGUAGGACCACUGACUCUGAGGUUAAACAAGACGUUUCUCUUAACAGCGAAGAUUUCAAGCAACCGAUUUCAUUAAGAAAAAACUCAACUCUCCGUCUAGAUAUAGGAUUACAGUCCAUUCAGUCGACCAGUUAUGGUGACGAGCUUAACACGCCAGAAGUUGUUAAAACAUUGACCGAACAAGAAUCAAAUUUCAACCUUUUAUCUUAUGUUUUUGAUGAAAAAAAAUCUGACCAUUUAACCGAAGUUCCAGCAGCUAAGAAUGAUACAGUCAUGACUUCUCCACCUCGGUGUUCUCGUAAGAGACGCAGCAGCAACUCUUCAGCGUCUAUCCAAACGGACGAUGAUGAUUAUUCUAAACACAGACGGCCGAAUGAGGAUAAUUCGUCAGAUGACAAGUAUAGACAGCUAAGGGAUCGCAACAAUGAAGCAUCACGCAAGUCUAGAGCUACUAGGAAGGCAAAGGAGGACGAAUUGAACAAAAAUGCCAACGAAAUGGAGGCGACCAACAGACGACUUACUGUCAAAGCAGAAGAACUAGAAAAAAUGGUCAUCAACAUGAGACAAGCCUUACUACAAAUUAUGACUAAAAAAAAAUAGAAAUGUUCAUUUUAACUGUAAUAGUUGGUUACAAAUAGGCUCGUAAUAGUAUAAAAAGUGUUACUUGUGUGCUUAUCUUACGAAUAUUUAAUUUGAAAAUAUGUAUUUAAAUUUCUCUCACUAUCAGUUGUUAUUACUAACUUAGCUUAUAAUUUAUAAUUUUUAACAGGAUAUAUUAAUAAUAUAGUAUAUUAUGUUAAUUUAAUUAGAGAUUAAUAAAUGAUUAAUAAUAGUUUACAAUAUACAUUAAAUUAAUCUUUCAGUAAAUAAUAGUGUUGUAUUUAUUUAAUUUGUAUGUGUACAAUCACAGGGUCAUUUAUUACAAUAUAAUAUAUUAUUAUGACUGUGA